This is a messenger RNA of Physeter macrocephalus (sperm whale), 3375 nucleotides long. RefSeq names its product transmembrane protein 268 (gene TMEM268). Lineage: Eukaryota; Metazoa; Chordata; Mammalia; Artiodactyla; Physeteridae. The record is from RefSeq and is a predicted model, not a curated record. The coding region runs from base 1663 to 2661 and encodes 332 amino acids. The transcript is spliced from 8 exons.
GGCGCGCGCCCCUGUGUUUGUGCGCGGGCCCGGGCGCGGGUGGCCGAGAGCCCCGAUUUGAGCCGCGCGGAUCCCGUGCUGCCGCCUGGGCGCCCGUGUCUUGGUCUGGGGUGGGCGCCACGGGCCGCGUCCGCGUUCUUCCUGCGCCUUUGGGCCCCAUUUCCCCCUGUCGUGCGUGGGAGCUGCUCUCGGGCGGCUCCUGGGAGCCGGUGGGCUUGGGACAGUGGGAGUGAUUUCAGGGUAAGGGAGGCCCAGAGGCAGCAGACCCGGGAGGAGACUUGAGGGCAGAACCUGAAGCUAGACUCAGCUGCCCAAGGCCAAGGCCAGAUGCGGCGGAACAUCCCUUGCCCGAAUGAGCUCGGUUCCGUUGUGGCUCCAUCCCCCACCUGGCUCCUUGACCUUGGAUAGUUCACUUUCGUUUCUGGGUCUUAAUUUUCUCAUGUGGAAAGUGGAGAGCUUGGAGCCAUUGUCUCUCAAGGCUUUUCCACCCCAAAACUUCUGUGACAGACCCUCUGUGGUCCCUUGUUGGGACUUUCCAGUUUAACAAAACAAAACCUGACUUGUGAAAACCGUAGGAUUCCCCCUCUCCCCCCAGCCCACACGAAGGCACACGCGCACACCCCUCAGUGAGGCACAGGGCCUCCUGGGGAAGCUGGGCACUCAGUGUCUGCAGAAAUGGAGACCUUUGCUCAGCGGGACUUUUAGGAUAUCUUCCUUUGCACAGGCUUGCCACUCAGCUCAAAAAGAUGGAUAACUGGAAGGUCUGGUUAAGUGGAAUCAACAGUGGGAGUUAAGGAAGCUGGGGAGUGGAUGACCAGUUAGUUGCAGGAACCUCAGGGCUCUGACUCCACCCUGGUGCAUCUCCCUCCCUCCUUUGCCCCCUAGGGCUAGUGCAGGGCUGAGUGGGGUGGCAGGUCAGGACACACUGAUGGGUGAUGGGUCAGCACCUGCCCUUGGCCAGUCUUGCCAACACCCCUCCUGCCCUCUGCAGCCUCCAGGUUGGAUGAGGGGCUGCAGGGUGAGUGCAGAGGCUGCCCUGAUUGGGCCCAUCCUGGCCUCUGGUUUGUACCUCUCCCUGCUUGGUAGCCCCUUCUCUUGCUCUACCUUUACCAAGCCAGGAGCCUCUUUCCCUGCUCCAAGAAGCCUCCUGAAGAACUCUUCCCUCAUUCCAAGGUGCUGCCGGCUCCCUCUCACUGCCUUCUUUGGUCAUUGUCUGUUUGUUAUUUCUCUUUCUCUGAGUUUCUCUUUCCCACCAGAUGGUGGUACCCAGCAGGGAGGGCUGAACAGGGACUUAAGAUUUUAUUUCUGGUUUUAUAGUUUAGAAAGCACAGGGCCUGGCCCUAGAAGGUUCUUAGGGAGUGUCUGUGGAGUAAAAAUAAUGAUUGCUAUAUUCCUUUUUGCCCCGUGCUGCUCUCGAGUGAUUUAAGUAUGAAUUCUUUAAGCCUCACAACAGCUUCGUUACAUUAUUCCCAUUUACAUGUGUGGAAACUGAGGCAGAUACAAGUCACUUGCUCCAGGUCGUACACGUGAGAAGUGGCAGGACUGUGCAGGUUGCUUUUAUCCAUUACGCUAAAUGGCCUUCAGGCAGGCGAAGCUGAGCUGGCUGCUUCAGGAUGCACCACAGCUCUGAGAAGAGGAAGCAGAAGUCCUGCUGGUUCUGCUAUGGCGUGUGAACCACAGAUGGACCCCGGCGGGGCGGCCGGCCCCUUGCCCACCUCCUCCCCUGGGUGGAGCGCCCUGCCUGGCGGGAGCCCUCCUGGCUGGGGGCAAGAGCUCCACAAUGGCCAGGUCCUCAGCGUUCUCCGGAUUGACAAUCCCUGUGCACCCAUCUCCUUCGAUCUGGGAGCCGCCGAAGAACAACUGCAGACCUGGGGCAUUCAGGUCCCGGCUGAGCAGUACAGGAGCCUGGCUGAGAGUGCCCUCCUGGAGCCCCAAGUGAGAAGAUACAUCAUCUACAACUCGAGGCCUAUGCGGCUGGCCUUCGCUGUGGUGUUCUACGUGGUGGUUUGGGCCAACAUCUACUCCACCAGCCAGAUGUUUGCCCUGGGGAACCACUGGGUGGCCGUGCUGCUCGUGACCCUGGCUGCCAUGAGCCUGACCCUGACUCUUGUGCUCAUUUUCGAGAGACACCAGAGGAAGGCCAACGCCAACACGGAUCUGAGGCUGGCGGCUGCCAACGGAGCCCUCCUGAGACACCGGGUGCUGUUGGGGGUGACAGACACGGUGGAAGGCUGCCAGAGUGUGAUUCAGCUCUGGUUUGUCUACUUCGACCUGGAGACCUGUGUGCAGUUUUUGUCCGACCAUGUUCGAGAAAUGAAGACGAGCCAAGAGUCCUUGCUGAGAAGCAGAUUGAGCCAGCUGUGUGUUGUCACGGAGACUGGGGUGAGCCCCACGGUGGCCGAGGGGCCGGAGAACCUGCUGGAGGAAGCUCCUCUCCUGCCCAGCAGUCCUCGUCCCACGGAGAGGCCACUCAUGCAGACCGAGCUGCGCCAGCUUAUUCCUGAGGCUGAGCCGGAGGUAACAGGCACCUGGGCCAGUCAGGCCCCCUCCUCUCCCACCAGCUGUUUGCAUAGAGUCCGUGUGGGGCUCUCAAGUUCUAGAUUCCUGGGGACAUGCCUUUACUGGGUUGGUAGGGACCAUACACGUCCUCUAGCCUACUAGUUUUCAAUAUUCUUUUCCUCACCCCAGCACUUUAAAAGAUAGCUUAGAGGAAUCAUUUUAUACUUAUUGGGUGCCCCCGCACCCCAUUUAAAAAAAAUCUUGGUGUUCUUUGGUGUAGUUCUGUUGGAUAUGUAGUUGCAUAUUGAUGGAUCAUAGCCUACCUAACCAUGAACAUGUUGAUGAAUAUUUAGGUCAUUUAAAAAUCUAUCAAUCAAUCUAUCAUCUCUCCAUCCAUCUCCUUAAAUUGCAGUUGGAUAUUUAAAUCUUGUAUGCAUCUCUGUUGAAUUCCAUUUCCUCCUGCUCCAGAGUUCUGUUGGGUCCUGCUACCCAAGCUGUCUCUUGGGUAUGGUCAAGAGCUGGUAGACCAGAAGUCUGGUAAUGUGGUUUGCGGCUUGUGCAACCCUCUUCUCACCAUGAGGACAGACCCACUGUCUGGGAGACAUGCAGCGAGGGGCGACCUCCAGCAGGGUGUGAUACAGCAGAGCACUUGCAUUUUCUUUUUAGCCAAUAGAUUUGGGGAUUAAAGGUCCAAACCAGCCCAGACUUUCCCUUUUGCAUGGAUGGGGAGUGGGGGGACCUGCAAAUAGGACCAUUGUGAGAGAAAAUGAUAAAUAUAUUAAUCUCUUCAAAGAGCUGAAAAAUUGAUAAGAUCCCUUUCUUUCUUGUGCAUGCACGUCUGGGUUUAUGUGAAAUAGCUUAUUAACUCUGAUGGGU